AUGAGCGCAGUGAGCAGACGCCCCAAGGGUGUGAUCUCCUCCGGCAAGGAGUUCAACAGCUUCGAGGAGUUCUUCCCGUUCUACAUGCAGGAACACUCGAACCGAACGAAUCGCCGCUUGCACUUCAUCGGCACCAGUCUGGCUCUGCUCUCGCUGGCUAUCCUCACCUUCCUCGGCCUCUACAAGUUCCUCUUCGCUCCCUUCGUCUUGGGCUACGGCUUCGCCUGGGUUGGUCACUUCUUCAUUGAGAAGAACAAGCCCGCCACUUUCAAGCACCCUUUCUACUCGCUCAUGGGCGACUUCCAGAUGUGGUACAACAUCAUCACCGGCAAGCAGAAGUUUUGA
This is a messenger RNA of Acanthamoeba castellanii str. Neff, 345 nucleotides long. RefSeq names its product membrane proteinlike, putative. Bases 1 to 345 code for a protein of 114 amino acids. Lineage: Eukaryota; Discosea; Longamoebia; Acanthamoebidae. The transcript has 3 exons. The record is from RefSeq and is a predicted model, not a curated record.